Messenger RNA from Aspergillus mulundensis, 2118 nucleotides. RefSeq names its product translation initiation factor eIF2B catalytic subunit epsilon. The coding region runs from base 1 to 2118 and encodes 705 amino acids. Gene Ontology annotation, biological process: biosynthetic process. NCBI's taxonomy places the organism in Eukaryota, Fungi, Ascomycota, Eurotiomycetes, Eurotiales, Aspergillaceae. Gene Ontology annotation, molecular function: guanyl-nucleotide exchange factor activity; translation initiation factor activity; translation initiation factor binding. The record is from RefSeq and is a predicted model, not a curated record. The transcript has 5 exons. Gene Ontology annotation, cellular component: eukaryotic translation initiation factor 2B complex.
AUGGCGCCCAAGAAAGGAGGCGGCUCGAACAAGUCGCGCGGAAACGCGACUGAGGAGGUGGAGGAGACGUUGCAGGCUGUUGUGCUUGCGGACACUUUUGAGACGAGGUUUGAACCUUUUACUCUUGAUAAGCCUCGGUGUCUUUUGCCGCUUGCGAAUACCCCGUUAAUCGAGUAUACCUUCGAGUUCCUUGCCAACGCCGGUGUCGAGGAGGUUUUCCUGUAUGGAGGUGCGCACUCGGAUAAACUGGAGAGUUACAUCAACGCUUCAAAAUGGAGAGCGCCCUCUUCGCCGUUCAAGAAGUUCACCUUCCUCAAGUCCACCUCUACAUCAGUCGGAGAUGUCAUGCGAGAUCUCGACGGCAAGCAUCUGAUCACGGGCGACUUCCUUGUCGUAAGCGGCGAUGUGAUCAGCAACCUACCCAUCGAAGGCGCCCUAGCGAAGCACCGUGCUCGCCGUCAAGCAGACAAGAAUGCGAUUAUGACGAUGAUUCUGCGCGAAGCUGGCAGGAAGCACCGGACAAAGGCCUCAUCCGUGUCCCCGGUUUUCGUUGUCGACCCGACCAAGGACCGCUGUCUGCAUUACGAAGAGAUCGACCAUCACUCUCCUGAAUCCUCCCGCCUGAAUAUCGACGCUGAGAUUAUUACAACAUUCUCCGAGAUUGAUAUCCGACAAGACCUCAUUGAUUGCAAUAUCGACAUUUGCACCCCGGAUGUUCUGAGCUUGUGGUCUGACAGCUUCGAUUACCAGACUCCGCGAAAGCAGUUCCUCUACGGUGUUCUGAAAGACUAUGAACUGAACGGGAAGACGAUUCACACGCAUAUCAUUGAGGACCAUUACGUUGCCCGAGUUAGGAACCUGAAGGCGUAUGAUGCCGUGAGCAAGGAUGUUAUUUCUCGGUGGGCCUAUCCCUUGUGUCCCGAAACCAACCUGCUGCCGGGCCAUAACUAUGAGCUUCGAAAGGGUACACUGUACCAGGAACAGGACGUGACGCUGGCUCGUUCGUGCGUCGUGGGCCGACGGACGGUCAUUGGCCAAGGGACCAGCAUUGGCGAUAAGUCGAUCGUGAAGGACACAGUACUCGGCCGGAACUGCAAGAUCGGCAAGAACGUCACGUUGGAAGGGGCAUACAUCUGGGACAAUGCAGUCAUUGGCGAUGGAACAACCAUCCGCCACGCUAUCAUUGCGGAUGGUGUCGUGAUUGGAAAGAACUGCACUGUCGAAUCAGGUGCCUUGAUCUCUUUCGGUGUGAAGGUUGCGGACGGUGUGCUGGUCAAUGAGGGCAGGCGGAUAACAAACGCUUCUCGGGAAGAUGAUGACGCUCCACCAUCAAGUGAACCAAGCAUCGUAGGCGAGGGUGGUGAGGGAUAUGAAUACGUUCCAUAUGACGAGGACGAGGAUGACGACGAGACGGCCAGCAAUGCGUCGUCAGGCUUGAUCUACAAUAUGGCAAACCUCUCUCUUUCUACAGAUUCCAUCUCGACACUAUCCUCAGAGAUCUCAGACUACGGGGGAUCCCGCUCCGGAAGCUUCGCAACCUCCGUCUCUGACGACGAGGACCAAGACUCCCAUUUCGUCCAAGACGCUGCAGCCAGCGUCUUCGACAGUUUACGAGACGGCGUCACAUCCGACGUCGUACAACUAGAGCUAGUCAGUCUCCGCAUGACGGCCAACGCCUCAGACCACGAAGUCCGACGAGCCGUCACUUCAGCCUUCAUGAAGCGCGUGGCACAGUUAAUGGAAGCUGGCCAGGGCGCAAGAGAUGCCGUCCACGACAUGUUCAGCAAGUACCACGAGAUCAUCGAGCGUGCACUGUUCGACCGUGAGACCGGCGCAAAGCCCGAUCAGGUCGACCUGAUGGUCCUGUUCCAGCAGGAUCUCGUUCACCGUCCCCGCGGUGAGACUGUGCUCUUGUUUUUGGCUAAGGAGCUGUACGAGCUGGAAGUUGUCGAGGAGGAGGCCUUGGAGCAAUGGUGGGCGGAUGAGCGGUCAACCGCUACCGAGGAAAUGCGUAAGGUGCGCAGUCAGACGCAACAGUUUAUUGACUGGCUUGCGGAGGCUGAGGAGGAGGAUAGCAGUGAAGAGGAAGAAGAAGAAGAAGAAAGUGAUGACGAAUGA